Molecule: messenger RNA, 600 nt
Organism: Striga hermonthica
Lineage: Eukaryota; Viridiplantae; Streptophyta; Magnoliopsida; Lamiales; Orobanchaceae
Source: the annotation of a GenBank genome assembly
AUGUAUGGACAAAACAACAACAAUGACAGCUUGUUCCCCUACAACUAUUCCCCGGAAUUAAUCCAAGCCCAAUUCCCACUGCAGAUCCUUCCUCCACUGGCGAUCCCGGACUCGUUGUACACGAGCUCCGGCUGCAGCAGCUACGGCGGGUCGCCCACUUCCAUGGCCAGCUGCUACAGCCCCACCAUCAUCCACCCUACCAUCAACGAGUCCACCUCUUUCAGUAAGCCACACGGCACCGGAGAUUUAUUGCAGGGGAUGAACAUGGGACAGCGGUCCAACGGCCCUUUAGCAACCGAGAGCAGCAUAAUCGAGAGCAUGAGCAGAGCCAGCCCAUACAGCCCGGAGGAGAAAAAGGAGAGAAUCGAGAGAUACAGGAGCAAGAGGAAUCUCAGGAAUUUCAAUAAGAAGAUCAAGUAUGAGUGCCGAAAGACUCUGGCCGACAGCCGGCCAAGAAUCAGAGGAAGGUUUGCAAGGAACGACGAGACAGAGAAGACGGCUCACAAUCAGUGGGAGCAGAGUGGAGUUGAUGAAGAUGACGAGGACGAGGCGAACUGGAUUAACCUUCUCGAUGCAUUCUCGGCGAACAUGAUGCCUUGA